Messenger RNA from Coregonus sp. 'balchen', 13221 nucleotides. The record is from the annotation of a GenBank genome assembly. NCBI's taxonomy places the organism in Eukaryota, Metazoa, Chordata, Actinopteri, Salmoniformes, Salmonidae.
CCUGUCUAAACGCAGCCUUACAUUACUUGUUUACCCAUGUAUGUGUAGGUAGGCUACGUCAUUAGAAAUACAGUAGAAAUUCCCUUCUGAUCAGUUUUGACAGAGCACUAUUAUUUCACAGGUAAUAGCCAACUCGAGGCGGAGCGUAGCGUCCUCAAACGCACAGGUUGGAUUCCACGGAGGUGUGCGGAAAGAGAAGAGGACGAACAAAGCAAAAGCAGCGGCGCGGCUUCAAGAGCCAAAUGGCGAUACAGAAAUACCUUUAAAAUGACUUGAGUGCAAACGGAAUUCAACAUGGUGAAUUUAGGUGAGUUUACUAGUAUUCAUUGUAUGGAUGUGUAGUUUAAAUGGAAGUGAAGAUACGUAGGCAACUGAAGUGUGAAUUACCAAUCUUAGCAGAACUUUUCUGGGUGGGGUCGGGAUGCCGACGUUUUUUGUAGAGGGUCUGUCAUAAAAGGAACUGCCAUGGGAUGUCGUCGUGUUUAUAGCAAUGUCGUUUCCAGCAUAAUGCAUAGGCCUACCAAUGUAGGCUAACUGUUCUGGCUAUCUGAUUUAAUAUAGUAACAUAAAAAAACUAUAUGAGUAACAGAACGAGGGUCAAUAACGUCAUAUCUUUUCCCAGUUUGGACAAUGAUUGCUCAUUAGGCGGGGCCUAUAGUAAUACUAUUGGUUAUGUAGGCCUAUUCGUAAACAACUGAUGGAUCAAUAGAUAAGGAAUAGUAGCAGAUCGCAAUACCAUCACUUUUAGACUAAAGUGCAGACCUGAAUUGAAGUAAUGGAUAGGGUAUGCAAACUCGACCCCUUGGGUAAAUAUCAUUGACAGUCGACCCCCACCCUGUGUUUUGUGUAUUUCAGUUUAGCUGGGUGAGGGGAGGCUAAAACUCUAAACUAUCUGCGUCAAUUUGCUUCAGAGGUGGUGUAAAGUAAAGGCCCUGUGCAUUAUUUAGUAUACUGUAUUUUCUUGUCAACAAACGCUUAAUUAACUUGCAGAGAUUGGAAAUGGGUCUUUAUACUCACAACAGUUACCAUUUCUAGUGUUGCCCUGGGUCAGAUGUGUUGGUUGAAUUGUAAUUACACUAUACAUUGCCUUGUUUUCAAGGCCUUGAGUAGUUGUGGUAAUGUUACCUGGGGUGUACUCAUUAUGCAUAUUCUGUUGCAAAACUUUUAGUCCGUUGCGAAACGUUUUGCAACAAAAGUGAGAGUUUCUAUUGGACAAAUUCAAGUAGGUCCCUCCCAGUUUAGUUCCAUUUGCUCAGUUUGCUUCUGUUUGGUUCUUAAACGGUUUCCGUUGCAAGACAUAAUGAAUACACCUCAGGUAUCCUACCCGCUUCAAGACCAUUAUGGCAUGAUAUUACCGGCGCUGCUCAUUGAACCUGAUUUUCUCAUUUUAGGGCGAGGCCAGAAUUGCCCAUUUAUUUGAUCUGUAUCCAUGGUUUUCAAUGAUUUCUCAAUGAGAGUCGUACGUUGACGGUCAUCGAUGAAGACGCCUCCAUAUCCAUACAACUUCCAUCCAUUUUCACGGACAAAAAGUUCAGAUGAGUUGAACUUUUGACGUGCCGACGGAUGAGUAACCAUCCAUGGAGCCAAUUAGCCACGCCCACUCAAUGUACGUCACACACUCCACACGCGCACGGACCACGGACCAAAAUGUAUCAGUUCUAUACUGAACAAAAAUAUAAAUGCAACACGCAACAAUUUAAAAGAUUUUGCAUUACAGUUCAUAUAAGGAAAGCAGUCAAUUGAAAUACAUUCAUUAGGCCCUAAUCUAUGGAUUUCACAUGACUGGGCAGGGGUGCAGCCAUGGGUGGGCCUGGGAGGGCAUAGGUCCACCUACUUGGGAGCCAGGCUGACCCACUGGGGAGCUAGGCCCAGUCAAUCAGAAUGAGUCAGUUUGUCAAAUUUCUGCCCUGCUGGAGGUGCCCCGUUCAACUGUAAGUGCUGUUAUUGGGAAGUGGAAACGUCUAAGCAACAACAGCUAAGCCGUGGAGUGGUAAGCCACACAAGCUCACAGAACGGGACCGCGAGUGCUAAAGCGCGUAAAAAUCGUCUGUCCUCGGUUGCAACACUCACUACUGAGUUCCAAACUGCCUCUGGAAGCAACGUCAGCACAUGAACUGUUCGUCGGGAGCUUAAUGAAAUGGGUUUCCAGCCGCACACAAGCCUAAGAUCGCCAAGCGUCGGCUGGAGUGGGGUAAAGCUCGCCACCAUUGGACUCUGGAGCAGUGGAAACGCGUUCUCUGGAGUGACGAAUCACGCUUCACCAUCUGGCAGUCCGAUGGAUUAAUCUGGGUUUGGUGGAUGCCAGGAGAACUCUACCUGCCCGACUGCAUAGUGCCAACUGUAAAGUUUGGUGGAGGAGGUAUAAUGGUCUGGGGCUGUUUUUCAUGGUUCGGGCUAGGCCCCUUAGUUCCAGUGAAGGGAAAUCUUAACGCUACAGCAUACAAUGACAUUCUAUACGAUUCUGUGCUUCCAACUUUGUGGCAACAGUUUGGGAAGGCCCUUUCCUGUUUCAGCAUGACAAUGCCCCCGUGCACAAAGCGAGGUCCGUACAGAAAUGGUUUGUCGAAAUCGGUGUGCAAGAACUUGACUGGCCUGUACAGAGCCCUGACCUCAACCCCAUCGAACACCUUUUGGAUGAAUUGGAAUGCCGACUGUGAGCCAGGCCUAAUCGCCCUACAUCAGUGCCCGACCUCACUAAUGCUCUUGUGGCUGAAUGGAAGCAAGUCCUCGCAGCAAUGUCCCAACAUCUAGUGGAAAUCAUUCCCAGAAGAUUGGAGGCUGUUAUAGCAGCAAAGGGGGGACCAACUCCAUAUUAAUGCCCAUGAUUUUGGAAUGAGAUGUUCGACAAGCAGGUGUCCAUAUACUUUUGGUCAUGUAGUGUAUUUACCAACAACAACAAAAAGCUCACAAGACAGGUAGACUAGCAUGUACCAGAUGUAUAUACAGGUGUCCACAUACUUUUGGUCAUGUAGUCAGCGUUUACUGUUUACCCACAGAUUAACUAUGGUAAUGAAAACAUUGAAGCAAUGUUUCUAUCCUCUGCUCCAGGUGUGUGCUGCGCAGACCUGAAGGACAACAAGACCCUGAUGAAAAUGGGUCUGGGUCUGGUGCUGGUGGGUCACGUCAACUUCCUGCUGGGAGCGCUGGUACACGGCGUUGUGCUCCGGCACAUCAAUGUGCAUGUUCAGGCCAGGGUCAUGGGGUACGCCAUCUACAUCAUCAUCGCCCUGGUGGCAGGGCUCGUGGUGAGUGACUGGAGGCUGGCAGAGAUCUUCCUGCUGGCAGAGAUCACUUUGGCCAAAGUGUUCCCUGUGUUGUCUUUGUAUUGUGUAAUGCUCACUUGAGCAGUAUACUGUGUUUUGGCUUUCUUUAAUCGAGUAAUGAGUCUUGUUUGGAAUACAGUAUCAGCCUGUAGUAACAAAACGCCCCAACAGAAUAUUGUAAAGGUUGUGACCUUUUGGUGACAUUGUUUCUGGUAACUUUAUCAUUUGACCUUAUAGUAGUAGUAUCUCAGUUUGUGGUCCUAUGUUAGACUGGAGCCAUUUCAGGUAGUGGAUUGUUGGUUGUACCAUUCUAGCCUGUGGGCCAAUAGGAGCGGUGUAUUAGCUAACAUGUGACUUGACUUCUGUGUCUUCAGGGAAUCAUAGCUGGAAUAGUAGCCAUUGUCCUAUCCAAAAACCUGAAAAACAGGAUUCUGGUAAAUAUUGCUUCAUUCUCUCCUACAGUAGUUUCUUUCUCCACCUAUCAGGGACAGGGCAAAAUACUGUUUUGUGUUGGUAUUUGUCAGAACUUGCCCUCCUUAUGUGUCUGGGCACGUUUAGUAUCCUCUGGUUCUUUAUCUGUGUGUGUGGAUGAGUUAAACCCGUAUUCAAAAAUGUAUCGCAUGCCAUGUACAUGCAAAUAGAGGCAGGCAUCAUCAAUACACAUGCAAAAAUGGAACCCACCCUCCAUACACAUCAUUUGAUUUACAUGUUAACUGUCAGUCAUAGUCAUACAACUUGCCUGUCAGCCAAGUCAAAAAAUAUAUACUGUAUAGGCAUAAUAUACACAUUUUCACAGUUUUGUUGCAUUACAAAGUGGGAUUUAAAUAGAUGUUUUAUUUUAUUUUUUAUCAUAGAUCUACACAAACUACUCCAUAAUAUCAAAGUGAAAAAGUUAUACAAAUUUGUAGAAAUUAAUAAAAAUAAAAUAACUAAAAUAGUAAUUGCAUAAGUAUUCACCCCCUUUGUUUAGGGAAGCCUAAAUUAGUUCAGAACUAAAAUGUGGCUUAACAAAUCACAUAAGUUAUAUGGACUCACUCUGUGAAAUAAUAGGAGUUGACAUGAUUUUUGAAUGAUUACCCCUUCCUCUGUCCCCCAUACAUACAUCUGUAAGCACAGAUUCAACUACAAAGACCAGGGAGCUUUUCAAAAGCCCCAUAAAGAAGGGCAGUGAUUGGUAGAUGGGUAACAAUAACAAAUCAGACAUUGAAUAUACUGUAUCUUUUAAGCAUAGUCAAGUUAAUAAUUAUGCUGUGGAUGAUGUAUUAAACCACACAGACACAUCAAAGACGCAGUCGUCCUUCUGAACUAAGCUGCAGGACAGCAAGGAGACUGCGAGGGGAUGUCACCAUGAGGCCAUUAGUGAUUUUAAAACGGCUACAAGAGUUCAUUGGCUGUGAUGGGAGAACUGAGGAUGGAUCAACAACACUGUAGUGACUCCACAAUAAGGGCCUAAAUGACUAAAUAAAAUAAUAAGAAUAUAGAGAAAGAAUGCAUAUGUAUGCAACAAGGCACUAAAGUAAUACUGCUAAAAAACAUGGCAAAGGAAUACACUUUUUGGCCUAAAUGCAAAGCCUUAUAUUUGGGACAAAUCCAACACAUCGCUGAGUAAUUGCCUCCUUAUUUUCAAGUGGUGGCUGCAUCAUGGUACGGGUAUGCUUGACAUAGGCAAAGACUGGGGAGUUGUUCAGGAUGAAAAGAAACAGGAUAGAGCGACACAGGAAAACCUGGUUCAGUCUACUUUACACCAGACACUAAGAGAGGAAUUCACCUUUCAGCAGGACAAUAACCUACAACACAAAGCCAAAUCUACACUGGAGUUGCUUACCAAGAAGACAGUGAAUGUUCCUGAGUGGACAAGUUACAGUUUUGACUUAAAUCUGCAUAAAUCUAUGGCAACACUUGAAACUUGCUGUCUAGCCAUGGACCCAACACCUAGACAGAGCUUGAAGAAUUUUGAAAAGAAUGGGCAAAUAUUGCACAACCCAAGAAGACUCACAGCUGUAAUCGCUGCCAAAGGUGUUUCUAACGUAUUGCGGUGAAUAUCUAAUCAAGGUAUAUUAGUGUUUUAUUUUUCAUUAACCUUUAAAUGUUAGAAUUUUUCUUCCACUUUGACAGAGUAUUUUGUAUAGAUUGUUGACAAAAAAGGAACAUUUCAUAUUUUUUAAUCCCACUUUGUAACACAAUAAAAUGUAAAUAAAUCCAAGGGGGGUGUAGACUUUACAGUAUAUAGGCUCUGUACAGUACAGUGGGUUGAGAAAGUAUUCACCCCCCUUGGCAUCUUUCCUAUUUUGUUGCCUUACAACCUGGAAUUUAAAUGGAUUUUUUUGGGGUUUGUAUCAUUUGAUUUACACAACAUGCCUACCACUUUGAAGAUGCAAAAUAUUUUUUUGUGGGAAACAAACAAGAAAUAAAACAAAAAAACAGAACUUGAGCGUGCAUAACUAUUCACCCCCCCCCAAAGUCAAUACUUUGUAGAGCCACCUUUUGCAGCAAUUACAGCUGCAGGUAUCUUGGGGUAUAUCUCUAUAAGCUUGACACAUCUAGCCACUGGGAUUUUCUUUUUUUUGGGGGGGGGGGGGGGGGUGGGAUGGUGUUCUCGGGGUGAUGAAAGGUGUUUGGUUUGCACCAGACAUAGCAUUUUCCUUGAUGGCAAAAAGCUAAAUUUUAGUCUCAUCUGACCAGAGUACCUUCUUCCAUAUGUUCGGGGAGUUUCCCACAUGGCUUUUGGCGAACACCAAACGUGUUUGCUUAUUUUGUUCUUUAAGCAAUGGCUUUUUUCUGGCCACUCUUCCGUAAAGCCCAGCUCUGUGGAGUGUAUGGCUUAAAGUGGUCCUAUGGACAGAUACUCCAAUCUCCGCUGUGGAGCUUUGCAGCUCCUUCAGGGUUAUCUUUGGUCUCUUUGUUGUCUCUCUGAUUAAUGCCCUCCUUGCCUGGUCCGUGAGUUUUGGUGGGCGGCCCUCUCUUGGCAGGUUUGUUGUGGUGCCAUAUUCUUUCCAUUUUUUAAAUAAUGGAUUGAAUGGUGCUCUGUGGGAUGUUCAAAGUGUCAGAUAUUUUUUUACAACCCAACCCUGAUCUGUGCUUCUCCACAACUUUGUCCCUGACCUGUUUGGAGAGCUCCUUGGUCUUCAUGGUGCUGCUUGCUUGGUGGUGCCCCUUGCUUAGUGGUGUUGCAGACUCUGGGGCCUUUCAGAAGAGGUGUGUGUAUAUAUAUCUAUAUAUUGAGAUCAUGUGAUUGAUCAUAUGACACUUAGAUUGCGCACAGGUGGACUUUAUUGCACCAGAUCUUAUUUAGGGGCUUCAUAGCAAAGGGGGUGAAUACAUAUGCAUGCACCACUUUUCCGUUAUUUAUUUUUUAGAAUUUUUUUUAACAAGUUAUUUUUUUCACUUCACCAAUUUGGACUAUUUUGUGUAUGUCCGUUACAUGAAAUCCAAAUAAAAAUCAAUUUAAAUUACAGCUAGUAAUGCAACAAAAUAGGAGAAACGCCAAGGGGGAUGAAUACUUUUGCAAGGCACUAAUUAUAUAUAUAUAAAAACUUGAAAUAAAAUUGUGCUGAACUGCACCAUGUGUAGCUACCUAUUUUACUAUCCAAUAAUAUUGGUAAAUAGGUACAGUGGGGAAAAAAAUAUUUAGUCAGCCACCAAUUGUGCAAGUUCUCCCACUUAAAAAGAUGAGAGGCCUGUAAUUUUCAUUAAAAGGUACAUGUCAACUAUGACAGACAAAUUGAGAAAAAAAAUUCCUGAAAAUCACAUUGUAGGAUUUUUAAAGAAUUUAUUUGCAAAUUAUGGUGGAAAAUAAGUAUUUGGUCACCUACAAACAAGCAAGAUUUCUGGCUCUCACAGACCUGUAACUUCUUCUUUAAGAGGCUCCUCUGUCCUCCACUCGUUACCUGUAUUAAUGGCACCUGUUUGAACUUAUUAUCAGUAUAAAAGACACCUGUCCACAACCUCAAACAGUCACACUCCAAACUCCACUAUGGCCAAGACCAAAGAGCUGUCAAAGGACACCAGAAACAAAAUUGUAGACCUGCACUAGGCUGGGAAGACUGAAUCUGCAAUAGGUAAGCAGCUUGGUUUGAAGAAAUCAACUGUGGGAGCAAUUAUUAGGAAAUGGAAGACAUACAAGACCACUGAUAAUCUCCCUCGAUCUGGGGCUUCACGCAAGAUCUCACCCCGCGGGGUCAAAAUUAGCAAAAAUCCCAGAACCACACGGGGGGACCUAGUGAAUGACCUGCAGAGAGCUGGGACCAAAGUAACAAAGCCUACCAUCAGUAACACACUACGCCGCCAGGGACUCAAAUCCUGCAGUGCCAGACGUGUCCCCCUGCUUAAGCCAGUACAUGUCCAGGCCCGUCUGAAGUUUGCUAGAGUGCAUUUGGAUGAUCCAGAAGAGGAUUGGGAGAAUGUCAUAUGGUCAGAUGAAACCAAAAUAUAACUUUUUGGUAAAAACUCAACUCGUCGUGUUUGGAGGACAAAGAAUGCUGAGUUGCAUCCAAAGAACACCAUACCUACUGUGAAGCAUGGGGGUGGAAACGUCAUGCUUUGGGGCUGUUUUUCUGCAAAGGGACCAGGACGACUGAUCCGUGUAAAGGAAAGAAUGAAUGGGGCCAUGUAUCGUGAGAUUUUGAGUGAAAACCUCCUUCCAUCAGCAAGGGCAUUGAAGAUGAAACGUGGCUGGGUCUUUCAGCAUGACAAUGAUCCCAAACACACCGCCCGGGCAACGAAGGAGUGGCUUCGUAAGAAGCAUUUCAAGGUCCUGGAGUGGCCUAGCCAGUCUCCAGAUCUCAACCCCAUAGAAAAUCUUUGGAGGGAGUUGAAAGUCCGUGUUGCCCAGCGACAGCCCCAAAACAUCACUGCUCUAGAGGAGAUCUGCAUGGAGGAAUGGGCCAAAAUACCAGCAACAGUGUGAGAAAACCUUGUGAAGACUUAUAGAAAACGUUUGACCUGUGUCAUUGCCAACAAAGGGUAUAUAACAAAGUAUUGAGAAACUUUUGUUAUUGACCAAAUACUUAUUUCCCACCAUAAUUUGCAAAUAAAUUCAUAAAAAAUCCUACAAUGUGAUUUUCUGGAGAAAAAAAAUCUCAUUUUGUCUGUCAUAGUUGACCUGUACCUAUGAUGAAAAUUACAGGCCUCUUUCAUCUUUUUAAGUGGGAGAAUUUGCACAAUUGGUGGCUGACUAAAUACUUUCUUUCCCCACUGUAUAUACAUCUGGUACAUGCUAGUCUACCUGUCACGUGAGCUUUUUGUUGUUGUUGGUAAAUACACUACAUGACCAAAAGUAUAUGGACACCUGCUUGUCGAACAUCUCAUUCCAAAAUCAAAGGCAUUAAUAUGGAGUUGGUCCCCCCCCCCCCCCCCCCCCCCCCCCCUUUGCUGCUAUAACAACCUCCACUCAUUUACAUUACAUUUUUGUCAUUUAGCAGACGCUCUUAUCCAGAGCGACUUACAGGAGCAAUUAGGGUUAAGUGCCUUGCUCAAGGGCACAUCGACAGAUUUUUCACCUAGUCGGCUCGGGGAAGGCUUUCCAUUAGAUGUUGGAACAUUGCUGUUGGGCGAUUAGCCAUGGGUCGCAGUUAGCGUUCCAAUUCAUCCCAGAGGUUUUCGAUGGGGUUGAGGUCAGGGCUCUGUGCAGGCCAGUCAAGUUCUUCCACACCGAUCUCGACAAACCAUUUAUGUAUGGAUCUCGCUUUGUGCACAGGGGCAUUGUCAUGCUGAAACAGGAAAGGGCCUUCCCAAACUGUUGCCACAAAGUUGGAAGAACAGAAUCGUAUAGAAUGUCAUUGUAUGCUGUAGCGUUAAGAUUUCCCUUCACUGGAACUAAGGGGCCUAGCCCGAACCAUGUAAAACAGCCCCAGACCAUUAUACCUCCUCCACCAAUCUUUACAAUUGGCACUAUGCAUUCUGGCAGGUAGCGUUCUCCCGACAUCCACCAAACCCAGAUUCGUCCGUCGGACUGCCAGAUGGUGAAGCAAGAUUCAUCACUCCAGAGAACGUGUUUCCACUGCUCCAGAGUUCAAUGGCGGCGAGCUUUACACCACUCCAGCCGACGCUUGGCAUUGCGCAUGGGGAUCUGAGACUUGUGUGCGGCUGCUCGGCAAUGGAAACCCAUUUCAUGAAGCUCCCGACGAACAGUUAUUGUGCUGACUUUGCUUCCAGAGGCAGUUUGGAACUCGGUAGUGAGUGUUGCAACCGGGGACAGACUAUGUUUACGCGCUACUUGCUUCAGUAGUCGGUGGUCCCGUUCUGUGAGUUUGUGUGGCCUAUCACUUCGAGGUUGUUGCUCCUAGACACUUCCACUUCAGAAUAACAGCACUUACAGUUUACAGAGGCAGCUCUAACGUGCUACGUUGAAAGUCACUGAGCCAUUCUACUGCCAAUGUCUGUCUAUGGGGAUUGCAUUGCUGUGUGCUCGAUUUUAUACACAUCUCAGCAACGGGUGUGGUUGAAAUGGCAGAAUCCCCUAAUUUGAAGAGGUGUCCACAUACUUUUGUUUGUGUAUCUGUGUGUAUAUAUAUAUAUAUAUAUAUAUAUAUAUAUAUAUAUAUAUAUAUAUAUAUAUAUAGUCUCCAUAUGUCCAGUAUGAAAAAUGUAUGCACUCACUAACUGUAAGUCGCUCUGGAUAAGAGCGUCUGCUAAAUGACUAAAAUGUAAUGUAAAUGUAUAUAUUAUGUGUGUGUAUUCCCCUAACCCUACCACCCCUCCCUAAUUAGAGUAAACUAAUGGACAACAACACUUAGGCUUCUACUUCCAGCUUAUACAUACUAUAUACAUUUUACGGACACAGUAUAUUUUACAAUAUUUAUCGUUUGUUUGUUUUUAAUCCCAUCCUUCAGCUACCCUCAACUUCUCCCAUCUAUCUCUGAACAUCAUCCAGUUUUGAUUUCUAUUUGCCAUAUAUUUUUAACUGUUCUUUUUCACAUAAGUUCUGAACCUAUAUACAUUUUAUGGACACAGUAUAUUUACAUUAGUUAUCUUGUUUGUUUUUAGUCCCACCCUUCAGCUCCACUCAAACCCUCACAUGAGCUUCUUUGUUUAUUGACCCCUGCCCUCUUGCAGAUGUGGGUGCUGUUGGUGGUCAGUUUAGUGUCAGGCCUUUUGGCAACCGCCUCAACUGUGGGGUUAACCAUUUCAAUGGUUAAGGCCAUUAUAAGUGGAGGUCGAGGCCUGCUGAAUCAUUGCAAGUUCCCUGAUGCUAUUGGCUAUGCCAGCAUCACCAACGAAUGCCCCUUUGACCCCACAAGGAUCUACGUAAGUAUUUUAAUCAAAAGCUAUUAGAUGACAUGCACUUGUGUGCAUUUAUUGAAGUUAAAAACAUAACAGUAGAAUUGAUUGAACAUGAUAAAGAUCCUUUAAGAAGUGAGGUUGUUUACAUACAGAGACUAAUACUCCUCUACAAGCCCAUACUAACGCCUCACCUUUGUUCUCCCUAGGAAACUACUAUUAUUCUGUGGGUGCCUCUCAUUCUAAUGUGUGUGGUGGAAGUGGUGUUCUCAGGCCGCUGUUUCGCCCUCUGCACCUCCUUCCUCCGCCUCUGUACGUGCAGGAGACGAAGGAAGAUUGUCAAUGGCAGAAGGGUAAGUCAACUACCCUCACAUGUAUGAUGAGUUACCUUGCCUGAGACCUGAACAUUUGUAUUGGCUCCCAGAUCUAAAGCGCUGAACCCUAGAUGUGGGCCUGUCAUAUACAGUCUCUGGUGUGGGGUAAUGCAGCCUUGAGGCGUGUGGAUGAUCCUGGUUCGUAUCCAGGUCGCAAAGUCCUGUCUUCACUUACAAACGGCAAUGCUAAACCUUUCAUUGACUGUGUGCUGAUCAGGGGUGUAUUCAUUAUGCCAGUUCUGUUGCAAAACAUUUCUCAAAUAAAACAGGAGGGACCUACCUGAAUGUGUCCAAUAGAAACUCUUGUUUUGCUGUUUGGUUCUUAAGGUUUCUGUAAUGAAUACACCCAAGGUUUCAUAACUAAUGUGUGUGUCAUGUUUCACCAUAGCUGAGGGUGUGCCUGUGUGCUGAUCAUGUUUCACACCCCGUGGCCUUUUUUGCAGGUGCGCAUUCAGACUCCAGGCGAACUGUUACCGGUGUCGCCUACUCCUGAGUCAGAAACUGAGGCAGAGCCGGCAGAGCAACAUGAAUUGCUGAAGCCUGACUCACCGACAGAGAGGAGUGAAUGGGUCUGAACUAAUCCACCACCUGCACUAAGACUGCUCAGGACCCAUUUGGUGAACUCCACAGGAGAGGUGGUUGCUGUAUGUUGACUGGAGGAAGUUAGUGCUAUCGGCUAUUGAAUAACUGGACAAAUUUUAGCUGUUUUUGUGGCAAUUUUUCUGAGUUUGUGUUGUCACAUGAUUGCCCUUUAAAGAAAAGGGAUAUUUUCAAGACUGACCUCUUGACGUGUCACUGCAUUUCAUUUCUUUCCAAGAGAACAAUCUGCCAAUAUUGUUCACAUGUUAUGUUCACUAAACCUGUUUCCCCUGCCAUGGAAAAGGAGUAGGGUUGCAAAGGGUGGGUAUAUUACUGUUAACUUUAACUUUCAAGUUUAUCACAACAUCUAGUGGCCUUUUGGGUACUUCAGAUUAUCACAGGUGUCGUAUCACUGACUCUCAGCACAUGUAAAUAUGAAAUAAUAAAAUGAUUUUUCAAAGUUAAAUUAAAGCUGUAAAACAAACAAUAGGUGUGAGGGUUUCAGCAUGAAUAACUUUUUACUAUGUAAAUGUUUUGGCACAUAAAAAGUAGUUGGAGAGUUAAUUGAAAAUGCCAUUUUUUAUUAGUUCUCUCCAUUAAUUAGGUUAUUUCCUCUUGAACCAUAUGGUCUGUCCACUAGAAACUUGUGUACAAUAUGGACAGAUAUUAUAUAAAUACAUUUUUAAAAAGUUAAACACUCCAGUAGUUUGAGUUUUGCAACUCAAAAGGAGCAACUGCUUUGCCAAUAACCAGAAACUGCACCUGAAGAUGUUCUGGAAUAAACAAUUAAAUUAUUUGUAGUGUAUUGUGUAGAUAAAUAAGACAAGUAGAUUUCCAUAGCAUUGUUUCUUAAAGUAGUCUUUGAAUGUGUGGUCCUUCAUAUUUUGUAUGAAGUUUGCAAGCACUCCUGGGAUGACCUCUUCGAUUUCAUGUUUGCAGAAUAUAAUCAGUAAAUCACUAAUUGUCAUGACUUUUGCUUGGCUCUAACCUUAAUCUUCAACUUCCUCUUAAAGGAAUGUGCCUUUCAGAAAUACAUUUGCUUAACAUCCUGUUCAAGUGAAAUAAUCCAGGAACACUGGUUUCAUUGAAAUGCUAAAAUGACAUGGGUCCUACAGUCAUUGGAACAAAACCACCUUAAAAUACAGAAAUACAAUACAUGGAAGUCAUUGAUGAUUAUUUCUGUUUUAUCACAUACUGUACGUCAGGAGUAGUAUUCAGGUUAAUUCUGUCCUCUGGACAAUAUUGCUCACCAAGUCUUUAGCCAGUAAUACAGAAUGAAUACAUAUUUGAGAAGUGGACUUAAAUGUCAUGCACAGGACAACAGUGGGACAAAAUACACAAAAGGGGAGGGGAUACAAGAAAUGACAUUUAAAUAAAUUAAAUCCAAAAGAUGUAUAAAAUGCAUACUAUUUUGUGCCAGGCCUUUAAUAUACUACAGCAUUGUUUGGGUAAGGGGAGCAGUUUUCAUAGGAUAAAAAGACUCCAGAACAAAAUGGGCCUAACAAAGCAUACAAAACAGCAGUACUUAUAAAAAUCACUCCAUUUGACUUUGUCCUUGAACAGCAACAUUAAGUGUUCUAGAGAAUACAUGUUUAGCCCAUUUCAAUCUAAAGGGGCAGGAUCUGUCAUUAAAACAUGGGAUUUAUCUUGCAGCAGCCAGUAAAGGUGACUGGUCUGGCAAACAGAAUUAUUCUGAACAGGGCCCGGUUUCCCAAAAGCAAAAUAAUCCAUAUAAUAUCGUUCUAACAAUGAAUUUAGCCUUCAUGCUUUUGGGAAACCGGGCCCAG